Messenger RNA from Racocetra fulgida, 584 nucleotides. The record is from the annotation of a GenBank genome assembly. NCBI's taxonomy places the organism in Eukaryota, Fungi, Glomeromycota, Glomeromycetes, Diversisporales, Gigasporaceae.
GAUUGCUGAAUGCUUUGGUAUUUUCUCAAGAUAUUGCUGUUACUCGUGCUUUCCAGGAUAUUAAAUUACAUUGGUGGAUCACUAAUGUUAACUCUUAUGAGUCUCAUUAUCCUCAUCGAUCUCAUAACAAGUCCGUUACAGAUGAGUUCAAUAUGCUAGGAAGAUCCAAUGGUAUUAUUGAAUUGCAACCUCUAAAUUGCAAUAAUGCUGAUAUCAACAAAAGCGAUAUUAUCAAUGAUCACGAUAUAACUCUUAACAAUCAAAAAAAUGAUCAAGAUGUUCAUUUAGUUUAUCCUGAACCUGCUCAUUUAAAAGAUCCUUCUCAAUAUUCUUCAUUAGAUUUGCCAUCUCAUUAUUUAAAUCUGUCAACUUCAUCUGAUCCUUUGAUAGGUAUAGAUAUAUCAACCCGUGCGGUUGGUGAUGAUGAACAAGCAACAUCAGAAGAUUUGAACAAAAUAUUUAGUUCAUCUCAAGAAAUUGAAAUGAAUUGGGAUUUGAAUGUUUUCCAAAAGCUCAAGUUCCAAACUAGUUUUGCCAAUUUGGGAUACGUCCCCAUCACUAAUGCUUAUGCAUUUAACUGUGAG